Molecule: messenger RNA, 825 nt
Organism: Miscanthus lutarioriparius
Lineage: Eukaryota; Viridiplantae; Streptophyta; Magnoliopsida; Poales; Poaceae
Source: the annotation of a GenBank genome assembly
AUGGCGAAGUCGUCUGCGGCGAUUUCGACGGCAGGGAGGCAGCGGGGAAGGGAAUCGAGGCGGUGGGCGAACGGUGGCGGUCUGGGAGCUCCGGUGAGCCGAGACUCCCUCAGCCGCUCGAUACCAGCAGCUCCCCUGCCGCAGUGCCGCCUGCCCGGUUCGGGAUUCCGGCAUCCAUCCGGCUGCGCGGCCGCGGCGCAGAGCAACCAACCACGCAGGCAGACCACCGCCGCCGCCGCCUCCGUCCGCUCCGCGGCGUCCGAUCCACCACCAAGAGCCCCACACGACCCACGCGAUGCUGCGGAACUUCCCGCAGGCCCGGAGGCUGCUCAGGUCGGCGCCUUCCUUCCCCGCCGGUACCUCGGCGGCUUGCGCAUCCGCUUUCCCUCGCCCUCGCCCUUGCCUACGACGGUUUCUGAUUGUGAUGAUUGGUGGUUGGGGCGCAGGCGGAUGGGGUUCGAGAAGGAGGACGCCUACUUCUGGAAGCAGAUGGGCAAGGCCACGCUCUGCACCUACACGCUCUUCGGCGUCGCCUGGCUCUGGAACGAGACGUCGCCGCUCGGGUGGUGGACGCUCAAGCCGCGCCCCAAGGAAGAAAAAGAAAUGGCACACCUUUAUGAGCGCAGGAAGUUCCCGUACCCUGGUGAUGAGGAGGCAAUUGAGGAGUUCAUAAAAAGCGGAGGUGCUCUUGGAACCACAAUUGGACCCAAGGGUUUCGCUGAUGCCAAUAUGGAUUCUGAAAACAUGCAGAAGCAGUUGCAGUCUAAAAAGUUUGAGCAGGAAGCACAGAAACUAUGGCUUCGGAUGAGGAAUGAGGUCGUAUAG